This is a messenger RNA of Schistosoma curassoni, 1257 nucleotides long. The record is from the annotation of a GenBank genome assembly. Lineage: Eukaryota; Metazoa; Platyhelminthes; Trematoda; Strigeidida; Schistosomatidae.
AUGAACGAAUUUUCGGUCUUAUAUGACGAUGUUUGUCAACGUGUUUCACGAUCCCUUACGGAAGCACUGAAACCGUUUGACGGUAUCGAUACAGUUGCUACUCAUGGUGGAUAUAAUCCAGUGUAUUUAGAGGAAGUGGGGCGUCCUGUUGUCCCGCCAAUAACUUUGUCGUCUACUUUCCAACAGCUUUCUCCUGGUGUCGCAAAAUAUGACUAUUCUAGGUCUGGGAAUUUCUCUCGGGAGUGUUUGGAAAAGUGCAUAGCAUCUCUGGAAGACGGCCAUGACUGCUGUGUCUUUAGUUCUGGUCUUGCAGCCUUAGGAACUCUCAUUCAGGUCUUAUCAAAUGAUGACCACAUCGUUGCGUUCGAUGAUCUAUACGGAGGAAAUGGUCGAUAUCUGCGUCGACUUGCCUCGAAAUCUGGAAUAACAACUACUUUCGUUGACAUGCGUGACUUGAAUUUGUUUCAACAGGCGUUACAGAAAAACACUCGCUUAGUCCUUAUAGAAUCUCCAUCAAAUCCUUUAAUGCGUCUGGUCGAUAUAAGUGCUGUUGCGUCUAUCGCUCAUGAGUUUAACAAAGAAAUUAUUGUUGUUGUUGACAAUACUUUCAUGAGUUCUUAUUUUCAACGUCCACUUGAUCAUGGAGCAAAUGUUGUCUUACACUCUCUCACAAAGUAUAUGAAUGGUCAUUCUGAUGUAGUUAUGGGCGCGCUGGUUACACGUAAUCAGUCAGAACUACACAAGCAGCUAAGAUUCAUACAGUAUGCUGCAGGAGCUGUUCCGUCUCCAUUUGACUGCAUGUUAUGUCUUAGAGGAUUACGCACAUUACCAAUACGAAUGAAAGCGCACAUGCGAAAUGGACUUAUAGUGGCUAUGAUGCUUGAGAAACAUCCGCUAGUUGAAAGGGUUCUACAUCCAGGCUUAGAGUCAUUUCCUCAAAGAGAUAUUAUCGCAAAGCAGAUGCGUGGUUUUAGUGGUAUGAUAACUGUUUAUCUACGAUGUACUGGGGAACAAACAAAAACGUUUAUUACAAAUCUGAAGCUGUUUACGUUAGCCGAAAGUUUAGGGGGUUAUGAGAGCCUUAUUGAAAUUCCGUCCAUUAUGACACACGCAUCAGUCCCAGAGGAGGUUCGUGAGGUCAACGGGAUCACUGGGAAUAUGCUUCGCUUGUCAGUGGGACUAGAAGAUCCGAAAGACCUAUCACUCGACUUAUAUGAAGCUUUUGACAAAUUGAACCAGAAUUCCAAACCAAUAUAA